GCACUCCAUUGUAAAUAACCUAAAAAUCUAUAUUAAUUUUUUAUUUGUCCUGAUUGAAAUUGUUUUUAUUUCAUGUUUACUAAUAAUAAUCUACCAUAACCUUUGAAACGUCCAAAUGGGGAAACAGAAAAAAACACGUAAAAUCGUCGAGAAGAGGUUUGCUAAAAUGAAAAAAAUGAUAAGUCCAAGCGAUUCGAGAAUAAAAGAAAAUGAAAGAAUGGCACCACGCAAAAAAAAAGCAGUAGAUCCACAUGAAAUGAAAGUUCGAGAAAUUCCACAAGCCAGUUCAGCUCUAUUUUUUCAGUAUAACACACAACUAGGACCACCAUACCACAUUCUUAUUGACACCAAUUUUAUAAAUUUUUCCAUAAAGAACAAACUGGAUAUAAUGCAAAAUAUGAUGGAUUGUUUAUAUGCAAAAUGCAUUCCAUAUGUAACGGAUUGUGUUUUAGGAGAGUUGGAAAAACUAGGUCGUAAAUAUCGUGUAGCUCUUAGAAUAAUAAAAGACCCUCGUUUUGAAAGAAUAACUUGUCUCCACAAGGGUACAUAUGCAGAUGAUUGUAUAGUUCAAAGAGUGACACAACAUAAGUGCUACAUAGUUGCUACUAAUGAUAAGGAUCUAAAACGAAGAAUACGCAAAAUACCUGGUGUGCCCAUUAUGUUUGUAGCACAACAUAAAUAUACUAUAGAGAGAAUGCCUGAUGCAUAUGGGGCACCAAAAGGAGCAAUUUGAUGUAUAUUAUCACAAUAUAUGAAAGUUCUUAAUUAAUAUAAUUUAUGUGCCUAUAUUGACAUGGGUGAUUGAAUUUUUUUUACUGAGUAUGUUUGAAAUUAUGUCUAUGAAACCACAUGUAUUAAGUGGUCUCUGCUUAUCACUCAACAAACCAUUUCUAAUUGCCCUAAAUGCAGUUUCAGUAUUGCAACACCUAAAGUGGACAAAUUUUAAAUCUAUAAAAAUGUAUGGCAAACACUGUGACACCUACAUGGAACAGUUGAAAAUUGUUUGACGAGUUUUAAACCUAGCAGUCAUAAUAAUUAUAUCUGAGGAUCAUAUCUUAAGAGGUAUGAAAUAAAACAUUUUA
Molecule: messenger RNA, 1082 nt
Organism: Achroia grisella
Lineage: Eukaryota; Metazoa; Arthropoda; Insecta; Lepidoptera; Pyralidae
Gene: Bka
Product: rRNA-processing protein FCF1 homolog
Exons: 2
Coding region: 116-733 (205 amino acids)
Cellular component (GO): small-subunit processome; nucleolus
Source: RefSeq, a predicted model, not a curated record